This is a messenger RNA of Anisakis simplex (herring worm), 369 nucleotides long. Lineage: Eukaryota; Metazoa; Nematoda; Chromadorea; Rhabditida; Anisakidae. The record is from the annotation of a GenBank genome assembly.
AUGAUUCGUCAUGUUGGCGAACAUGUAACGAUACUGGAACAGCCGUACAUUUUGAACUGGGCAAAAAAUAUUGGUGCAUUUUGUGAUGAAGUAUUGAUACGACUCGCAUCGGUUACUGCGAAUGGAGUGAGUCGAUUCAGUGAGCCGUAUGUGAUCGAACGACCAGUUCCACAACUCAAUUCUGCACUCAGCGUUGAGUCAAUGACAUAUUUAGAUGUGCCAUACGACGAUCGAUCGUACCAAUCAAAUGGGACCGUAAAACUGGUUAUGAGAUUCGAAAGAACAGAAUGGCCUCUUGGAGUGAGCGAUUUGGAUGUGGUACCAUUAUUUCAUAUGAUCAACUGUGAGGUUCCUGAUCUCUCAGCCGCC